Molecule: messenger RNA, 2944 nt
Organism: Aedes albopictus (Asian tiger mosquito)
Lineage: Eukaryota; Metazoa; Arthropoda; Insecta; Diptera; Culicidae
Product: polypeptide N-acetylgalactosaminyltransferase 2
Exons: 3
Coding region: 956-2677 (573 amino acids)
Biological process (GO): protein O-linked glycosylation
Cellular component (GO): Golgi apparatus
Molecular function (GO): polypeptide N-acetylgalactosaminyltransferase activity
Source: RefSeq, a predicted model, not a curated record
UUUUUAAAUCACUGCAUUCCACAAUGGAUCCUAAAUUUGCUAAAUUUAUGAACGCAAGGCGCUAGAUUGCUAAUUUGCUGUAUGUAUUUCUAUAUAUGAAAAUACAUUUUACAUGAAAGCCUUUCAGCAUUCUACGUACAAAUCAUGUAAAACAAUUUAAACCUUGUCUUCGUCAGUACCUUUCGAUCAUCAACAUCAUUUCUUCUUUUCAUGCACUAAUUUACUUACUGAUACAUGCAUAUAUAGUCGGCAAUCGUAAAUACAGCUGUAGGAUUGUUUAUCAACAUGUCAAAAUUCAGGAGCUAGAUGCAUGUGCAAUAAUUAUCACAAAAAGGGUUGUAAAAAUCCAAACUGCUCUGCUUAUCGAUUUUUACAACGCACGCGUACAGAUAGUUUGCAUCUCCCAGAAGUCAUUAAAAAAGGUCGAAAUGCUAGACGCAAUUUAUUUUUAAACCACUCGCUAUUUCCAAAGUCUUUGCAAGUCUAAUUUGGCAAUAAACAUUGGGGCUAAGUGCGUUUGUAGAAAGUGAAAGUAAAAGAUCAUGUAAACGAUCAAAUAAUUUCUCACACCACGUUGAUUAUAUCUGUGAAAAGUGAUUACGGCUGAGAAUCACAUUGAAGCUUUUCUCUUCUGCCUGAAUCCUACGGAAAGACAUCAAUUCCAACAAGAUGCAUUGAUCUACGAAACAGUUUUUGUCCUGUGUACCUUCACGAAAAUGCGAUAAUAUUCUUGAAUGGACUGUCAGUCACAGGGCCUCGCGUUUGAGAAAUCCAGAAAUGGACGCAGAUGUACACAAAAAUCUCAGCGCAAGUUGAUUCCUAGUUAGAUAAUAUAGUUAGAAAAGAUACCUUAGCACCUUGAUGUGUGCUAACAAAUCUAGUCAAAGGGGCAACAUCACCAUUCAAAUCAUCAGUGUAUUAUUAAAACUACAUAACAGUAGUCAGUGUGUAUAACAUGCGGAGAAAUUUGAAGAUUUUUCUGAUAUUAGCGAUAACAUGGAUACUGGUAGCAGUUUAUUACUUCGAAGGAAGCUACAAAAGUCGAAACCGAGCGUUGCGAUUACGCGACCACCAAACACCUGCCGUGACCCCUCAGUCAUUCGCGGCAGAAUGGCAGCAACACUCGUAUAGUCCGUCAACCUCGCCUAGGCAGAAUGCGGUAUCGAACUCUUUACUGCAUAUGUCCUCGCCCCGGCACACGUGGGACUAUUUCGACGAGAUGGGUUACAUACAGAAAGGUAGCCUACAACAGGGCGAGGAUCCGUAUUUGCGCAACCGCUUCAACCAACAAGCAAGUGAUAGUUUGAAAAGCAAUCGAGAACUUCCCGACACCAGAAAUCCCAUGUGCCGAAAGAAAUGGCCUAGCAGCCUACCCCCGACCAGUGUAAUUAUAACCUUUCAUAACGAAGCACGAAGCACUCUGUUGCGGACGAUUGUCAGUGUCCUGAAUAGAUCUCCAGAGCACCUAAUACACGAGAUUAUUCUAGUAGACGACUACUCCGACUUCCCGGAGGACGGCCAGGAGUUGGCAAAGAUUCAUAAAGUUAAAGUGAUUCGAAAUGAGCAACGUGAAGGUCUGGUGCGGUCUCGUGUUAGGGGUGCAGACGCCGCAACUUCAUCCGUUUUAACGUUUCUCGAUAGUCAUUGUGAGUGCAAUGUAGAUUGGUUAGAACCGCUGUUGAUUAGAGUAAAAGAAGACCCUACUCGUGUUGUAUGUCCUGUGAUUGAUGUUAUUAGUAUGGAUACCUUCCAGUACAUAGGCGCUUCGGCUGAUCUUCGAGGUGGGUUCGACUGGAAUUUGGUUUUCAAAUGGGAAUAUCUGAGCAACACAGAAAGACACGAGCGUCAGAAGGACCCAACGACUCCUAUCAGAACACCAAUGAUCGCUGGUGGCUUAUUUGUGAUAGAUAAAACAUAUUUUGAAAAGUUGGGAAAGUAUGAUACUCAAAUGGAUAUAUGGGGAGGUGAGAAUUUGGAAAUCAGUUUUCGCGUCUGGCAAUGUGGUGGUAGCUUGGAAAUUAUCCCUUGUAGCAGGGUUGGUCAUGUAUUUCGUAAGAGGCAUCCAUACACCUUUCCAGGAGGUGGCAGUGGAAACAUAUUCGCCAAGAAUACAAGACGUGCUGCUGAAGUAUGGAUGGAUGAGUAUAAACAGUAUUACUAUGCUGCAGUUCCCUUGGCGAAAAAUAUUCCAUUCGGAGAUAUUGAGGAACGGUUAGAACUGAAAGAAAGGCUCCAAUGUAAACCCUUCAAAUGGUACUUGGACAACGUGUAUCCACAGCUUACGAUACCGGAACAGCAAACCAAAGGUAGCUUACGACAAGGGCCAUAUUGCAUGGAUACUUUGGGCCAUUUGGUGGAUGGAAUUGUUGGGCUUUAUCAAUGUCACGACAGCGGGGGUAACCAAGAUUGGGCCAUCACGAAAAAAGGACAAAUCAAGCAUCUGGAUCUUUGUCUAACGUUAUUAAAUUUCGCUGUGCGAUCGCGGUUCAACAUGGUAGUGCUAAAGUACUGUGAUGAAUCUGCGAAUCAGCAGUGGCACAAAAGAGAGGGCGGACUGAUUCAACAUAGUAAGAUAAAUGUUUGUCUAGACUCGCGUUAUGUAAAGGAGAAAGGCAUCACUGCAGAGCGAUGCAACUCGGCUCUUGAGUCGCAGCAUUGGAGGUUUUCCACCAAGUGAGACCAGCAGAAAUAGCAACCAAAACACACUAUAAACCGGUACAACUAACUCCUCUUGGAUGUGUUUCUUAUUAUUGUUCAGCUACAGAGAGUUAAGGAAGUAUAGAAUUAAUUAUGAAAGUGAAGAAGCUAGCUAUAAAUACUUAAUGAUCAAUUAAAAUAUAUAGAAAAGUGCUUCAAAGCGCAACGAUAGCAUCGUGAUUGUACAUUCCAAGUAAUGAUUAGUUUUUAUUACCAUCCAUAAUAAAAAUCUUUGAGAGAAUUGUAA